UACCCACUUACCAGUUGCCAUCAAAAGAGAGAGCGAAUAUUAUCAGAGAGAUAGAGAGAGAAAACCUGAAACUGAAUACUGCUUCUUUACCAACCCCUCCACUGGAUCAAAGAAGGCGACACCUUCAAACAAAUAAAAUAAAAGAAAGAAAGUUAGAAACCUCUUUGUCGUCUCUUUCCGCCAAGUUUAUCUAAUUUUUCUUCAUCUUCAUUUACUUUCAGUUUCUGCGUCUGCUUCCAAAUGGAGCAAAUCAGAGCCACUUUUAAGCUCGAAGCUUGUGGUAUAAUUUAGAAGACGUCGCUUUCGGAAAAGUUCUAUAUUUAAUCUUUUUUCCUUUUUUUUUUUUUUAACUGUUUGUGUCGGGGAUGGGUUGCUGGAGAAUGAUAUCUGGGAACUUGGAUCCGAAGAGGAAGAGGUGCGGUGGACUGAGGACGAAGCAGGCGGGAAGAGGAUCGUGUCGCGGAAGUUAGCCUGCCUUCGUUGCUGUCAGAGGAAGAUAAGAGUUAUUUGUUUGCUUGUUUGCUGUUUACACCACUGCAACUGGCUGACCUUUUCUAGGUCACUUUUCAAGUGAUUACUUCCGGUUGUUGUUCUUGUUCUUUGUUCUGGUACUUAUUUAAUUGGUUUUGAAGGCUCAGUUAAGUGAGAGCAUAAGAGUUGUAGUUAUGGGUUUUUUGUUGAGAGAAGUUUUAAGGACACUCUGUGGUGCCAACCAGUGGUGCUAUGCAGUGUUUUGGAAGAUCGGCUACCAGAAUCCUAAGUUGUUAAUUUGGGAAGAAUGUCACUUUGAAUCAAAGUUAAGUUCUCUUCCCCCACGAACUUCUGGCAUUGAAAAUCCUGAGUUGCCCUUUGGAGAAUGUGAAGGGCACCAGGCUUCUGAUAUUCACUUCUCACAGCCCAAUGUUCAAACUGGAGAGGCAGUGCAUCUGCUUAUUAACAAAAUGAUGAUGAAUAAUCAAGUUAAUGUUGUAGGUCAAGGAAUAGUAGGGCGAGCUGCAUUUACAGGAAAUCAUGAAUGGAUCCUUGCAAACAAUUACAAUGGAGAUGUUCAUCCACCAGAGGUUUUUACUGAGAUACAUCAGCAAUUUUCAGCUGGCAUGCAGACAAUUGCAGUUAUUCCCGUUUCCCCUCAUGGUGUGGUUCAGCUUGGCUCUUCCUUGACUAUGGUGGAGAAUAUGGGAUUUGUGAAUAAUGUGAAGAGUUCAAUCCUGCAACUAGGAUGUGUCCCUGGGGCUCUUCUGUCUGACAACAUUGCAGCUAAAGAAUGUACAGAAAGAAUUGGGGUGCCGGUUACUUUUAAAGUGCCUGAUUCUUUUUCUCAUUUGUCUGGAAAUAAAGUGCCAAAUUCCAGUUUAUUUUCCAACAGCUACAACCAGCAGAGUAUCUCGUUCCGAUCUUCCAGAAUUGCUCAACCUUCUUAUUCUCAAAUUGGACAGAUUCAGGAUAAUCGACAAUCUACUGCUUCAAAAAUUCAUGCCCCAAAUCUGACCGACUAUUCUCCUAACUCUUGUGAAACAAAAAUGAAGGCUAUUAGACAGGAUGAUUCAUUUGGAGGCCAACAAGAGAAUGGAACUGUUGGAGUUGAGGUGAUCCGAUCAAAUCCAGAUGCAUGGUUGAACCAGCAUGCUGCUUCAUUUGAUUCAAGGCCUGCGUUUGGACACCAAUCUGUUAUUGGUCAAUUCGAUGCCAAUAAUAGCAUUCUGACAUUAUUGGAACAGCAUGUUCUUUCAGAUGUUAGUCCACAAAAUCAUCUUAUUGACAAUAGAAAUGGAUUGGAUAGCUUUAUCACACCUCAAAUGAGAACACAUGGAAGCCUAAUUGUCAAUUCUCAUGGAGGUGCUUUGACAUACGGGAGAGAGUUACAUAAAGGGUCAAGUAGUCAGACGAGGCUUACAAUGCCAUCACCUCUUGUGAGUCCACAAAAAUCAAUUGAUGUUGCUGAUGCUUCCACCCAGGUGGCUGGAGUUGGGCUUCAAAGUAUUGAUUCAUCAAGGAGUGAAGAUGUUCCUUUAUCCACUCUGGUACAUCAAUUAGGUAAUAGUGUCAUGCUUUCUGAAGGGUUUUGUCACAGUUACCAUUCCAGAGAUGGGAAGCAUGCUAAAAGUCAAUCAAUUGCGAAGGAAGGAAAAACGGAUGAUGAUUUGAUUCAAGCACUUAACAUCCAACCAUCUCAGCCGGAUAUACACAUUUCUUUGGAUGGAAAGAUCCCUGGUUCCAUUCCUGAUUGCCUUAAACGUGCAACUGGAAGUCAGGAUUUAGUUAUUGCAAAUGUUGAGUUUGAGGAUUCAUGCGCUCAACCUCCAUCUGCGGAUGAUUUGUAUGAUAUUCUGGGUGUGGAUUUUAAAAAGCAAUUACUCAAUAGCAAGUGGGAUAGUUUGCUUGCAGAUGUGUCAUCCGCCAAUUCGCAUAUGGGAAAAGAUGCUUCAACCUUUAUCAAUGUGCAUGAAGCCAGCUCUGAUGUUUUUUCAGUUUUUCAAUGUACAUCCGACAGCAGUAUUUUCUCUGGUGUGGGUACUGAUCAUCUUUUAGAUGCUGUGGUAUCCAGGGCUCACUCUGCUUCCAAGCAGAGCCCAAAUGAUAUUGUCUCUUGUAAGACAACGUUGACGAAGGUCAGUAGCUCUUCUGUUCCUGGUGGUUCUCCCUCGCAUAGCCUGGUUCACCUGUCUGAUCAGGUUAAAAAGGAGUCUUUUGACCUUCCCAAGUCUUUGGAAAAAUCCGGAACCGUGGCAUCUGGCUCUAUCAGGUCUGGAUGUAGCAAGGAUGAAAUGGGAACUUGUUCUCAAAUCACUUCCAUUUACAGAUCCCAAUUGAGUUCAUGGAUUGGACAUAAUAUGAGGCGUGAUAGUAGUGUUUCAACUGCAUAUUCCAAGAAAAAUGAUGAAAUGAACAAACCAAAUCGCAAAAGACUUAAACCUGGAGAGAAUCCCAGACCCAGGCCAAAAGAUCGUCAGAUGAUCCAAGAUAGGGUGAAAGAGUUGAGAGAAAUUGUACCAAAUGGAGCAAAAUGUAGUAUAGAUGCUUUACUUGAACGGACCAUCAAACAUAUGCUUUUCUUGCAAAGUGUGACAAAACAUGCAGACAAGCUAAAACAGACAGGGGAGUCUAAGAUACUCAACAAGGAAGGUGGUCUCCUUUUGAAGGACAAUUUUGAAGGAGGGGCAACAUGGGCAUUUGAAGUUGGGUCUCAAUCAAUGGUCUGUCCUAUCAUUGUUGAGGAUCUGAACCCACCUCGACAGAUGCUUGUGGAGAUGCUCUGUGAAGAAAGGGGUUUCUUUCUUGAAAUAGCUGAUUUAAUCAGGGGAUUGGGGUUAACAAUCUUGAAGGGGGUGAUGGAAGCUCGGAAUGAUAAGAUUUGGGCACUUUUUGCAGUAGAGGCAAACAGGGAUGUAACGAGGAUGGAGGUAUUUAUGUCUCUCGUUCGCCUUUUGGAGCAAACUGUGAAGGGGGGUGGUGCAACAUCAGCUGCUGCAUUGGAGAACAAUAUGAUAGUGCAUCAUUCGUUCCCCCAAGCUACAUCUAUACCUGCAACUGGUAGGCCUAAUAGUUUGCAGUGAGUUGCCGGCUAAAACUAUCUCUGGUCUGCAUAUGUUAAGAGCGAGCCCUUUUUCGCUUGCCAUGACUAACAUGGAUUCCGGUCGGUUCUAGCUGUUCGCUAACAUAUCAUCAGGUAGCCAAAAGAUUAGAUUAUGGCUGACCUUACUUUGCAAGGGAGAUUCAUUAGGUAGCUAAAGCUCCUCAAGAACUCUCAACAUCGUAUUCUAGUGGUAGAAGAUUAGGGGAGAAAGUUAGCCAGAGAUGACAGCUCAUAAAGUGCAUGCUUUGUUAAUUGUAGACAGCUAAGAUCCUAGAAAUGUCUUUUUUAGUCAAUGAGAUACUCUUUAGGGUUGCAUAAUAGUUUGGGGUUUUGCGUUUCUCAAAUGUAUAGGGGAAUGAAGGAGCUGUCUUUUCCUUUUUUUUGGCAGGUCAAUGUGUUCUUUUCUUUUUACCUCUGUUACAAGUACUUUAUGACUGUCGAAAUGCGUUUUGCAAUUAGGAAGACGUGUUAUUGCUAUUGCCGUGGUAUUUAUCAAAUUGCCUUCGCUCUCA
This is a messenger RNA of Jatropha curcas, 4086 nucleotides long. RefSeq names its product transcription factor-like protein (gene LHW). Gene Ontology annotation, molecular function: protein dimerization activity; DNA-binding transcription factor activity. The record is from RefSeq and is a predicted model, not a curated record. Gene Ontology annotation, biological process: regulation of DNA-templated transcription. Lineage: Eukaryota; Viridiplantae; Streptophyta; Magnoliopsida; Malpighiales; Euphorbiaceae.